AUGCCCGAUGAUAUAUUUGAAGACACAUAUUUAGGAGACUAUUCGGAUUAUUUGCCAUUCCUCAAAUGGAUGGAGAAAAAGUUUGAUUGUUCAGGACUUUGCACAGCUGCGAAUUUGUACUUGUUUAGUGAUAUCAAUAGAGGUGUGCCAGAUGGUAGCUGUAGGCAGGAAAUUUAUGACUGAAUACAGGAUAAUUUUUUGACGUAUGGAAUAAUAGCGCUAGCAUUUGGGCUGUUUCAGGUAUAG
Blepharisma stoltei is the source of this 246-nucleotide messenger RNA. Lineage: Eukaryota; Ciliophora; Heterotrichea; Heterotrichida; Blepharismidae. The record is from the annotation of a GenBank genome assembly.